Messenger RNA from Haemonchus placei, 459 nucleotides. NCBI's taxonomy places the organism in Eukaryota, Metazoa, Nematoda, Chromadorea, Rhabditida, Trichostrongylidae. The record is from the annotation of a GenBank genome assembly.
AUGCUAAAGGAAUCCGUCAUUCUACUCUGCAUUGGUUUCACAGCAGCAAAUAUCUGCAAUGAUGGCACAGGUACAUGGGCUUUCAGCCUUGUCGAUGGUGUCACUGAUUUCGCUUACGGAGGAGUUCAGCUGAAUAACAAAUACAACUGCUUCGAAGGCUGCUUGAAUACUCAAACAGCGGUUCAAGAUUUCAAAGUGGCUCUGAAUGGUACCGUGCCACCGACGGCUUCAAUGCCGAUGGUGAAGCAGCGAAAGCUUGGACCCCGAGCAAAUCGUCUUGCACGUGUGAAGAAAAUGCAAGAGAGUGACGAAGAUCCAAACGAAGAAACUUGUGCUGAUCCACAGCUGAGGACCGACGUUGCCAACGCAAUCAACAAGGUCACCGAUCAUUCGUGCAAGGUGAACAUACUUCUUACCUUUCUGAGAACCAGCACUGGUAAUGCUCCUACAACAGGAUGA